Molecule: messenger RNA, 1127 nt
Organism: Marchantia polymorpha subsp. ruderalis
Lineage: Eukaryota; Viridiplantae; Streptophyta; Marchantiopsida; Marchantiales; Marchantiaceae
Source: the annotation of a GenBank genome assembly
CGGGGAGAAUUUGACACGUGUCUCUGAGGCUGCGAUGGUAAAAGGUGGAGGUCUUGCUCUUCGUUCGAUGUGAUGCGAUGCUCUCGUUCUUGUUCAGGAGAUUGAAAAUCGAGGAGAUUGAAAAAUAGGGGCUCGAGAAAUUCGCAGAGACAGGAUUCGCCAGGUGGAGAGGAUUCAGCGCAAUGGCAGCGAAGUGGGCGCAGAAAACUAUCAUUCUCCCUCCGCACAAAAGAGGAUGCCAUCUGAUUACAUCUCAAGUUAUGAAGGAAAUUCAAUCAGAUCUUGCAACAUUCAAAUGUGGACUUGCUCAUUUAUUCCUGCAGCAUACCAGUGCUUCCUUGACUAUCAACGAGAACUAUGACAGCGAUGUCCUGGAUGAUGUUGAGACUUUUCUUAAUGAUACGGUCCCCGAGGGAAGAAAAGCUCGUUGGAAACAUGUCCUAGAAGGGCCUGAUGAUAUGCCUGCCCAUAUCAAGUCCUCGAUGUUCGGUUGCUCUGUUACGGUUCCAAUCACAGAUGGGCGCUUAAACCUCGGCACAUGGCAGGGAAUUUGGCUCUGUGAGCACCGAGAUCAUGGAAGCGCGCGAAAAGUUGUAAUAACUCUGCAGGGAGCCUAGGUCAUCUGCCUUAUGGUAUAUCUGUAUAAAAGGAACGCGAAACAUCUAGGCGACAUGUGGGAUGAGAAAAGGUCAUCUGAUGGUGAUGACGUAUCCAGGUUUAGCUUUGGUUCACAUUAUCACUGUGCAUGACUCGUGUACAUGCUUGUAUAGUUCACCUAUGACGGAAUUCGAAAAUGGAUUUCUAAUUGCUAUUAUACCUGUUAUUGCAAGCCCCCCUGUUUCUAAUAAGAAAGGAACUCUCUGGGGUCUAAAUUUUGAGGGUACAUAAAGUGGUGAUGAGGUUGACAUUGAGAUAGAUCGAAGGAUUCAUGGUUCGAAUAUGCACUGUAGAAGAAACAUGUGGGUUUCUCGUAUUUCAUAACAUUAGGACGUGAGAGAUGUGCGCGCGAAGGAUGUGCGGGCAUGUAUGAUUCCCAUGAACAAUUUGAGCUUGAUUGGAAACAGACACGGCUUUCGUGUAUCAAGCAGUAAUAAGUGAAUGGCUCGUAUCAUAGGUGUGUGGAAGCA